Saxophila tyrrhenica is the source of this 1734-nucleotide messenger RNA. RefSeq lists its product as uncharacterized. Bases 1 to 1734 code for a protein of 577 amino acids. The record is from RefSeq and is a predicted model, not a curated record. NCBI's taxonomy places the organism in Eukaryota, Fungi, Ascomycota, Dothideomycetes, Mycosphaerellales, Extremaceae. The transcript has a single exon. Gene Ontology annotation, cellular component: fungal-type vacuole lumen. Gene Ontology annotation, molecular function: metallocarboxypeptidase activity.
AUGGAGAAGUCAGCGCAGCCGUACGAGCUGCCAGCUCCAGUGCCUCAGAGACAGCCACGGGGCAGUGUGUUGCGAUCCGUUUCCUACGUUCUCUUCCCUCUUCUUGUCCUUUUUACCAUCCUCAAGCAACCUGUCCUCGACCUUCUCCCCAGCCAACACUCCCACAAUGACAGCUCGAGCUCCCAGUGCGCGCAGGUCGAUCCUCUCUUCCCGUCAGAGAACAAUGGUCGCCUCGAAGACAUGUACGACUACAUCUCCACGUCCGAAUUCAAGACCGACUCAAUCAAGCGGCUCUCUGGAGCCGUACAAAUAGCAACCGAGAGCUACGAUGACCUUGGGCCAGUGGGCGAGGAUCCUAGGUGGGAGACUCGCUAUGCCUUCCACGACUACUUGAAGAAGACCUUCCCACGAGUUCAUGAGCACAUGCAGCUGGAAUUCGUCCAUACAUACGGCUUGAUAUACACAUGGAAGGGCUCGGACGAAGAUCUGAAGCCAGUGCUUCUUAUGGCACAUCAGGAUGUCGUGCCUGUGCCGAACGCUACGGUUGAUGCUUGGACGCACCCGCCAUACAGCGGCUACUAUGACGGCAAGUCAGUCUGGGGUCGAGGGUCUAGCGAUUGCAAGAAUUCGCUGAUCGCCAUCAUGGAGACCAUGGAGCUCUUCAUCGACGCUGGAUACGAGCCAAAGCGUACAGUCGUGCUCUCCUUCGGAUUCGACGAAGAAAUGGGUGGUCGUCAGGGAGCCGGCUACCUUGGGCCGUACUUGCUGAAACGCUAUGGCAAAGAUGGCAUCGCUGGGAUCGUAGACGAAGGCAAUGGCUUUAUGGAAGCGUGGGGAUCCGUGUUUGCUGCACCCGGUACCGGCGAGAAAGGAUACACCGACGUCCACAUCACCAUCCGCAUGCCUGGUGGACACUCGUCCAUUCCCUACGAUCACACCAGCAUUGGCGUUUUGAGCGAGCUGAUCACUAAGAUCGAAGCUGAUCAAUAUCCGACGUACCUAACAGACGAAAAUCCAUAUUUAAAACAACUGCAAUGCGGUGCGGCACACUCAUCAGACUUCCCGAAGAAGAUCAAGAAGUUGCUCGGUCGGCGAGAAUCGCACAGCUGCAGGGCGAAGCCAGACCACCUCGCUCUUGAAGCCGCCAAAGAGAGUCUCGGUAUCAAAUACCUCAUGCAGACGUCGCAGGCGGUAGAUGUCAUUGAGGGCGGUGUCAAGGUCAACGCGCUCCCCGAACGUGUCUCCGUGACAGUCAACCACCGCAUCAACAAUGGUGAUGAGCCGGAGAUGGUUUGGCGGAGACUCACUUCCUUGGCCAAGCCGAUCGCAAAGAAGUACAACCUUACCCUCCACGCUUUCGACGGAACACAAGAGGCAGCGCAAUCGAUCUCGCUCUGGGACUCCCCAACCACGCUGCGGCCUGCACCGAUCACUCCAACCGAUAUCGACAGAACCACACCUUACUCCAUCCUGGCCGGUACGACGCGAGCAGUGUACGGCGAAGACAUCAUUGUCUCGCCGGGCUCGACGACCGGCAACACGGACACAAGAUUUUACUGGCCGCUGACAAAGCACAUCUUCAGAUUUGGACCGGGUUAUGAUCCUAGUGUUGGACCCGGGCUCGGGAAAAUCCAUACUGUUGACGAGCAUAUCAGUAUGGUGAACCAUAUUGGGAUGGUGAAGUGGUUUACGCUAUUUGUGAGGAACAUGGAGGAGGCUGAUCUCGAAGACUGA